This is a messenger RNA of Polistes canadensis, 2126 nucleotides long. Its product is annotated as homeotic protein proboscipedia. The transcript is spliced from 5 exons. Bases 6 to 2126 code for a protein of 706 amino acids. Lineage: Eukaryota; Metazoa; Arthropoda; Insecta; Hymenoptera; Vespidae. Gene Ontology annotation, biological process: regulation of DNA-templated transcription. The record is from RefSeq and is a predicted model, not a curated record. Gene Ontology annotation, molecular function: DNA binding; DNA-binding transcription factor activity, RNA polymerase II-specific.
CUUCAAUGGCCGAAUUCAUGACUGCUUUGCCGCAAUUGCCUAACGAUGGGAACCUUCAGCAUUCACCUGGUACCGGUGGUUCCAUAAGUCCUGGAGCACACCUUCCUCCCUAUCAUGGAAUGAUGGAUCAUCACGGAGUAACUGAUCCAUCUGGUGUCAACGUACCUGAAUAUCCUUGGAUGAAGGAAAAGAAAACCACUAGAAAGAGUACGAACUAUAAAAAUUAUAAUGAAAAUGAUUUGUGUUAUUUUAUUGUUGCAGAAAAUGGUCUUCCAAGAAGAUUGAGAACUGCAUAUACAAACACGCAAUUGUUAGAAUUGGAAAAAGAGUUUCACUUUAACAAAUACCUCUGUCGACCACGACGAAUUGAGAUCGCAGCGUCGCUAGAUUUGACGGAACGACAGGUAAAAGUAUGGUUCCAAAAUCGACGAAUGAAACAUAAACGACAGACAUUGAGCAAAGAGGACGGCGACGAAAAGGAUGGUUCGACGUCCGACGGCAUGGAAAAGACGAAAAACGAUAAGAUUUUAAGUAUCGAUGCUGAUGAGAAGAAAAGCUGUCACAACUGUGAUAUUUCUGGGGUCGAAAAAAUGAUGGCCGACGAUGACUCAAGGUCGCAGGAUGGCAGUGAAGUGACCUCGCCGAGCGUCCCGACGAAGAAACUUUCGAACAACGAAGUAAGGAUCAAGGUCGAAAGUGGACACAAGAGUCCAAACGCAUCGAAACAAAUUUCUAUAAGCAAAAAGUCACCGUCCGCAAAUUCGAAAGAAAUAUGUUCAGUAAAUAGUAACGGUGUUCUUCUUGCUAUGCCUGAUUCUACUGUCAGUACGCCGGUCUUGCCAGGUCAAAGUUCAGCGAGAAGCCUGACACCUUCCUCCACACCUGGAACACCAGCCUCCGUUCAGCUUCAACAAGGAAGUCCACUCAGUAUGCAACAAACGCAUACAGCAUACAUGCAAAGACCACGAAGUUCUCCGUCGUCAACAACUUCGGUGCCAGCUAUAAUGCACGGAUCGGCGAAUCCUGGUACUAUGUCGCCUCACGCUGCCAUAACCAUGGCAACGAAUCAAAAUCAUUUUCAACAACAAAACGUUUAUCAAUCAAAUCUCGGUGUUGAUUAUAGAAACGGUGUUCCAACGAAUAGACAAACUGUUCCUCCGGUUGUUCAACAAACUCAAUCUCAGAACAGUUAUUGUAUCAGACAGAGAUAUCAACAUACUAGAAUUCCAUAUUCCAACGAAGUUCAUCCGUAUAGACAAAAUCAGACAGUCGUCUCGCGGAUGAGCCACGCGAGAGUGACCGGUCCUAGAAACGUCUACGGUUCGAACAUGCAAUUUCAUCAACAACAAAACCAAUAUGGAAAUACUGCCGACUAUAAUGGAUAUCCUCAAAGUGAAGCAACGUAUCAUGCAUCGUAUCAUAGAAACAUGCAAAGCGGAGGUGCUUACAAUACCGCCCAAGGCUAUUCCAAUCCACAAGCCGAACAACCGACGGAAGGAUAUAUGAAUUCUGGAAAUUAUGGUUAUACGAGCACAGGUUAUCAUCCCAAUAGUGAAAAUCUUGCAUCUCACGGUCAUACCAAUGUGUCUACGCAAAGCGGACAACAACAUUAUUAUAACGAAAUUCCACAUCAGCAACAACAGCAACAACAACAACAACAACAACAACAACCACAACCACAACCACAACAGCAACAACAACAGGCUGAAAGUUAUGUCGCUCAUCCGCCAACAAUGCAUUCCACUGCCAGUGAUUACAGAACCAAUAAUAAAUGUCACCCUAACACUUAUUAUGAACAAACCAAUCAGAUGCACGUUCAUCAGGGUGGCGAGGCAUCUAAUAUACCAAACAGUUAUGUGUCCUCACCAGAUCCAUUCCCAGCACCCGGAAUGACCACCACAGCGACUGCUAUUGCAGCAGCAACCGCUGCUGUCAUCACGCCACCCGGUAGCACGGGACAAGCCGACGGAAGUACGGAUUAUAACAAUUACGGUAAUUUUUACGGUGAACCCGUUCACACGACUGCACCACCACCGUCGGCCGACAACAGCAAUAGCUCCUCAGACUUCAAUUUUCUCAGCAAUCUCGCCAAUGACUUUGUACCAGAAUAUUAUCAGCUCAGCUGA